CUACCUGAUCCAAACAAGAGCAGUAAUAUAGAAGUUUUUUAAAGGUAUUAUGGUAAUAAAAGCAUUGAAGCUGAGGAUGUCCUUUGCAUUUGCAGCAUUGCUUCUUCAUCUCUUUCCAUUGAUCAGCUGCGUCGUUGAUCGGACCCAAUUUCCUCAAGAUUUCCUCUUUGGAACUUCAACUUCAUCUUAUCAGAUUGAAGGAGCCUACUUAGAAGGUAACAAAAGUCUUAACAAUUGGGAUGUUUUCACUCACACACCAGGAAAAAUCAACGAUGGAAGCAAUGCAGAUGUUGCUGAUGACCAUUACCAUCGCUAUAUGGAAGACGUUGAGUUGAUGCAUUCCCUUGGAGUGAAUUCCUACAGAUUUUCCAUUUCCUGGUCUAGAAUCCUCCCAAGAGGAAGAUUUGGUGAGAUUAAUAUGGUAGGAAUUGAAUUUUACAACAACCUAAUUGAUGCUCUCUUGCUCAAAGGGAUCCAACCAUUCGUUACACUAAACCAUUACGAUGUUCCUCAAGAACUUGAAGACCGAUACGGGGCAUGGUUAAAUUGUAAAAUACAAGAGGAUUACGGAUAUUUCGCUGAAGUAUGCUUCAAGUAUUUUGGGGAUAGAGUAAAAUACUGGACCACCUUCAAUGAGCCAAACCCCUUAGUGAAAUUUGGUUACCUCACUGGCACAUACCCUCCUGGCCGUUGUUCCAAACCGUUUGGCAAUUGCACAGCAGGCGACUCUGCAAUAGAGCCAUACAUUGCAGGUCAUAAUGUCAUAUUGUGCCAUGCCACUGCGACUGAUAUUUACAGGAGAAAAUAUCAGGCCAAACAAGGAGGUUUUAUUGGGCUCGUGUCGUGGGCCUACUGGUAUGAACCUCUUAGAGAUACUCCAGCAGAUCAUUCGGCAGCUCAGCGGGCCCUUGCUUUCGCCAAUGGCUGGUUUUUGGAUCCUAUAAUGCACGGAGAUUAUCCACCUGAAAUGCGCCAGAUAUUGGGAUCAAGAUUGCCAGCAUUUUCAUUGAAUGAUCGAAGAAAAUUACAAAAUAAAUUGGAUUUUAUUGGAAUUAAUCAUUAUUCAACUCUCUAUGUGCAAGACUGCAUGUUUUUUCCAUGCAACACAGAUCAGGAAGGAGAAACAUACUCAGUACUCACUGGAGUAAAAGAUGGUCAACCAAUUGGACCGCCGACUCCAAUGCCAACUUUUUACGUGGUACCAUCGGGUUUGGAAAAGAUGGUAAUGUACAUGAAGGAAAGAUACAACAAUACGCCCAUGUACAUCACAGAAAAUGGAUAUGCACAAGAUGGUAAAAAUGGCGCUUCUAAGAAAGAGCUGCUCAAUGACAUGGUGAGAGUCGACUACCUACGUAGCUAUCUGACUUCCCUUGCUUCAGCCAUCAGGAAAGGAGCUGAUGUGAGAGGCUACUUCAUAUGGUCUCUAAUUGACAAUUUUGAAUGGUUGAAUGGGUAUACGCUACGAUUUGGGCUUUAUCAUGUGGACUACAAUACAUUGGAGAGAACUCCAAAACUAUCCGCCCAAUGGUACAAACAAUUCCUCAGCAGCCCCAAGAUGCUAAAACAGAUUGGUGGUGGUGCUCGGAGAUCAUGGCGUGUACCGUCCUAGUCUCUAUGCAAAUGUCUACGGUGUAUAUACUAAAACAGAUUGGUGGUGGUGAUUGGUGAUCAUGGCGUGUACCAUCCUAGUCUCUAUGCAAAUGUCUACGAAGUAUAUACGAUAUUUUAUUUAUUUUGUGUAAAAUAAUAUUUUGGUAUUGCUUCAACUGAUUAGUACAUGGUAGUCUACCAUAUUAUGUUGUAUUUAGUGGAUAAGUGUAUGCUCUAUAAUGUAUGCAAUUCAUCUCUAUGUAGGCGUGUCACGUGACAUGCCUAAAGGGAUGUAAUAGAAUUACUUUG
This is a messenger RNA of Magnolia sinica, 1899 nucleotides long. Its product is annotated as beta-glucosidase 18-like. Gene Ontology annotation, biological process: carbohydrate metabolic process. The transcript has 12 exons. Bases 50 to 1609 code for a protein of 519 amino acids. Lineage: Eukaryota; Viridiplantae; Streptophyta; Magnoliopsida; Magnoliales; Magnoliaceae. Gene Ontology annotation, molecular function: beta-glucosidase activity. The record is from RefSeq and is a predicted model, not a curated record.